Molecule: messenger RNA, 1281 nt
Organism: Suillus clintonianus
Lineage: Eukaryota; Fungi; Basidiomycota; Agaricomycetes; Boletales; Suillaceae
Exons: 4
Coding region: 152-1087 (311 amino acids)
Cellular component (GO): membrane
Molecular function (GO): transferase activity, transferring alkyl or aryl (other than methyl) groups
Source: RefSeq, a predicted model, not a curated record
UCCUGAUACGAUUUCAAGGGGUAUCCCACAUUUUCCGGCACAAGUUGAGAUCAAUCCACGCCUAUCCUUAUUCGAAACUCAACUCGAUGGCUCAGUAUAAAAAGCGGCAGAGAGUAGUAUUCAAUUUGUCUGCUGUUCAAUUUCCACCAAUAUGUCAACCCUCACAAUCCCGAAACUUGCAGAUGAGCUCUUCUUCCGGCCCAUCGUAAUAUCAAUGAACAGCUUAGCCCUGUCUUCCCUUAUGUCCUAUAUCAUGUCUGCCAAUGGAACUAUCGAUUGGAGAUCGAUAACCAUCUGCGUGACAUCGGACAUCCUUGCGAUGGGGGCUGACCAUCUUAGGGAUAAAGAGGAGGAAUUCUCAUCUGACCGCAAUAACGCAAACGACCCUCGCCUCGCCUCUUGGUUUGGAUAUGCACGAACCUUCCUCACCGCCAGCGCUAUGCUCCUUGCACUGGCACUAUCUCUAUGUCCACUUUCGACCCUCCUCACUACGGCAGCCUUCAUAGCCCCUGCCUUGCUCUGGAACACUCCGAUCAGCUUCAAAAAGUUGGGGUUGAUUUCGAGGCGCCUUCUCGGGAGUUUUGUUAAAGACAGCCACAAACCUUCGACAUCUACGCCCAUUCUGGUUAUCAAACGCGUUCCUGGGAUGAAAGCCAUAUUUAGCGGUAUCAUUCGAGCAUGUGGAAUCUACACUGUUGUCCUCACCGUAUUGUCAGGAUCAGGAAGUCUGACUAACACACUACCAUCUCCAUGGAGUACUGUUCAACUGAUAGUCUGGUCGACGGUUAAUCGUUCAUGCCACGCAGCUAUGAAUGAUGUCCGUGAUUUUGAAGACGAUCUGAAGGCCGGCGUCCCCACCAUACCUGUCCUUCUCGGAUCCGUCCGCAAGACAAAGGUCAUAUUGACGGCUUGCCAUGCGCUCGUUAUGUUGGCCUUCAUCGAAAAUCCAUACAUCAUGGGAAGCUGCUUAUUUGCCACAGCUCUGGUAUGGGCGCUUGACAAGCACUCGCCGAAAAAGGCGUUUUUGCUGGGUUCUCAUUCGCAGUCCUUGUUCAUUAUCUGGUACUUUUUGACGAGGGAGACUUAGCUUUUCGCGUGGAGGACGAAUAUUAUGAUGGCAUAGGAACGGUUCUGGCUUGAAUGCAGAUCGUUUUAUAGAAGGAUAUGUCGACUCUCAUCUGUCCUAUUUAUUGUGUCAGCCACUAGAGACUAGACGGUUAGGAAGACAUACAUAUGCUCAGGCUAUACUCCAAAAUUACGAGAUCUGAUGAUGUAACCGAU